Messenger RNA from Phyllotreta striolata, 396 nucleotides. The record is from the annotation of a GenBank genome assembly. NCBI's taxonomy places the organism in Eukaryota, Metazoa, Arthropoda, Insecta, Coleoptera, Chrysomelidae.
AUGUCUAAAUUAACGCAAUCCACCCCGUCGUCGCCGAGGCUUUUGCCUCGAAGAUUGCGCGACGCGAGUUCGGUGAUACCUCCACCUCUGGCUGCCUUCGAAGGUCUGGAUGCCGGAGGUCAGGGUAAUUCCGGUGCUGGUAAUGGUACCGUCAAUUGGCAGGAGAGAUGCUUGGAACUUCAAUUGGAACUGCACAGGAGCAGAACGCAGGCCACCAGGACGAGGGAUAUGCUUCGAGAAAAGUUUAAUUUCUUCGAAAAGCUCGCAUGUACCCCUCGAAUUCCCCCCGGGGGAACGUUCGCUCCUUGGGUUAUCUAUUUCCUCCUCGACUACGACACGGACACCGAUGUCAAAUACGCGGAGCCUCCGCGCUCGGAAUACUUGAUGAGCAGAUGA